CGUGGAGGAAAUAUUAUAAUGGCUAUUCCUAUUGCUGUAUGGUCUGAAGGCUACAAUGCGCGAAAGGCCCCUUAUGUCGCCGGAGUGUUAAUACUCAUCGCUUCCCAAAUCAUGUUCAUGGAGGCUCCUUCUUACUGGCUUACGUGUCUUGCGCAGUGUCUUCAGGGCGCGGGAGGCAAGGAUGGUUGUCGGUCCGGCGCUUGUGUGCGAUAGAAGCCCUUCCAAAGUCAUUGGCACACAACUUGGCAUCAUCCUGGCCGGUGCCAACAUUGGGUUCGCAUGUCC
Guyanagaster necrorhizus is the source of this 285-nucleotide messenger RNA. RefSeq lists its product as uncharacterized. Lineage: Eukaryota; Fungi; Basidiomycota; Agaricomycetes; Agaricales; Physalacriaceae. The record is from RefSeq and is a predicted model, not a curated record. The coding region runs from base 19 to 213 and encodes 64 amino acids. The transcript has 4 exons.